Messenger RNA from Cryptosporidium muris RN66, 1029 nucleotides. Its product is annotated as meiotic recombination protein DMC1-like protein, putative. Bases 1 to 1029 code for a protein of 342 amino acids. Gene Ontology annotation, molecular function: ATP binding; DNA strand exchange activity; ATP-dependent DNA damage sensor activity. NCBI's taxonomy places the organism in Eukaryota, Apicomplexa, Conoidasida, Eucoccidiorida, Cryptosporidiidae. Gene Ontology annotation, cellular component: condensed nuclear chromosome; nucleus. The transcript has a single exon. Gene Ontology annotation, biological process: DNA recombinase assembly; DNA repair; chromosome organization involved in meiotic cell cycle. The record is from RefSeq and is a predicted model, not a curated record.
AUGAGCUCAUUUUGUCAAUCUAAAUCAGUUGCAAAGCAAGUACUGGCAAAUGUGAACAAUGAUGAUGUAUAUGUUGAAAUUGAGAAACUUCAAUCAGCUGGUAUUAAUGUAGCAGAAAUUAACAAGCUAAAGGCUGCUGGUUUGUGUACUGUACUCAGCAUAAUUCAAGCAACAAAAAAGGAGCUAUGUAAUAUAAAAGGUUUAUCAGAGGCUAAAGUCGAAAAAAUUGUUGAGGCAGCUCAGAAACUAGAACAAGUUUCAAGUUUUCAAACAGGUACGGAAGUCCUUGCAAAACGACAGAAUAUUCUCCGAAUUACUACAGGAAGUGAACAAUUUGAUAAAAUGCUACUUGGGGGAUUUGAAAGUAUGUGCAUAACAGAAAUAUUUGGUGAAAAUAGGUGUGGGAAAACACAAAUAUGCCACACAUUAUGUGUAACAGCUCAAUUACCUACAGAAAUGAGUGGGGCUAAUGGUAAAGUUUGCUUUAUUGACACAGAAGGUACCUUCAGACCAGAAAGAAUUGCUAAAAUAUCCGAAAGAUUUGGUUUGCAAGGAGACGUUACUCUUGAUAAUAUUCUAUAUGCUAGAGCUUACACUCAUGAGCAUCUAAACCAGCUAAUCAGCGCAGCUGCAGGGAAAAUGAUUGAAGAGCGUUUCGCUUUAUUAAUUGUUGAUUCUAUUAUUGCACUUUUCAGGACAGAAUUUUCUGGUCGUGGUGAGUUAGCAGAAAGACAGCAAAUACUAAACAAGACUCUCAGCAAGUUAAAUAAGCUAGCAGAUCAAUUUAAUAUCGCUGUUGUAAUGACUAACCAUGUAAUGGCUGAUCCAGCUGGAGGAAUGACUUUUAUGCCCAAUAUAGCGAAACCAGUUGGAGGCCAUAUAAUUGGUCACGCGUCACAUGUACGUUUGAGUUUACGAAAAGGGAAGGGAGAGCAAAGGGUUUGCAAAGUAUAUGGAUCUCCUCACCUUCCUGAAUCUGAAUGUGUGAUACAGCUAUCUGACGGAGGGAUUAUUGAUCCAAGUGAUUAA